GUCGCGCCGGCCGCCAUGGAGCCUGGGCCACUCGGCGGCUCCAGGCCCGCCGAGCGGAGGCCUUGCCUGAGCAGCCGGCUCGGCGCAGACCGGGCGGCUUCGGCCUCCUUGCUGAGCGCGGCCGGGGCCGAGCCAGGGCGCCGCCCGCUCGCUGUGGCAGCCGUGCUACCGGCGGGGGGGUGCGGGGAGAGGAUGGGCGUCCCCACCCCGAAGCAGUUCUGCCCCAUCCUGGAGCGGCCGCUCAUCAGCUACACCCUGCAGGCCCUGGAGAGAGUAUGUUGGAUAAAGGACAUUGUUGUGGCAGUAACUGGAGAGAACAUCGAAGCAAUGAACAGUAUCAUUCAGAAGUACCAUCAUGAGCGCAUCUCAGUAGUUGAAGCUGGAGUAACCCGCCACAGGUCAAUUUUCAAUGGACUAAAAGCACUGGCAGAGGAUCAGCCCGACUCAAAGCUGUGUAAGCCGGAAGUUGUGAUUAUCCAUGAUGCUGUCAGACCAUUUGUUGAGGAAGAUGUCCUUCUCAAAGUUGUCAUAGCUGCUAAGGAACAUGGGGCAGCUGGAGCAAUUCGACCUCUUGUAUCCACUGUCAUCAGUCCCUCUGCUGAUGGUUGCUUAGACCAUUCGCUAGAACGUGCCAGACACAGAGCAAGUGAAAUGCCACAGGCUUUUCUAUUUGAUGUGAUCUAUGAAGCAUAUCAGCAGUGUAGUGACUAUGACUUGGAAUUUGGAACUGAGUGUUUGCAAUUGGCUCUAAAAUACUGUCACACUAAAGCCAAACUUGUAGAAGGAUCACCUGACCUCUGGAAGGUGACCUACAAACGAGAUCUGUAUGCGGCUGAAUCGAUUAUUAAGGAAAGAAUUUCACAAAAGAUCUGUGUAGUUAUGGACACAAAAGAAGGUGAAGAACCUGUAGGUCAUCUUCUUGAAGAAGUGCUGAAAAGUGAAUUAAAUCAUGUGAAAGUCACAUCUGGGGCUCUGUGUCAUGCCAGUGGAGAUCUUGAGCAAAUCAUCUCAGAACAAUGCUAUAAUUUUGUUUGUGUGAAUAUUAUGACCUCUGAUUUUCAAGAAACCCAGAAGUUACUGAGUAUAGUUGAAGAGAGCAAUCUGUCUAUUUUAUAUCCGGUUGUUGUUGUUUCAGUACAUUUUUUUGACAUUAAAUCAGUACCUCUCAGUCAGAAAAUGGAGGACCUAAUGUGGAUUCGGGAAUUUGCAAAGGAAGUGAGAAAAAGAAAUAUUUUGUUAUGUGGCCUUCUCAUAUGUUACCCACAGGAUGAGCAGAAACUACAAGAGAGUUUAAGGCAAGCUGCCAUCAUUAUUGCUGCCUUAAUCAAAGAAAGAAAUUCUGGACUCGUUGGUCAGCUACUGGUAGCAUGAAGAACACAGAAAAUUACCUAUUAGGCUUUUUGAAAUCUGGACCCAAGUAUCUCUAUUGUGCUUCUUUCUCUCCCUGUUGUGUGAGGUAGAAUGUUUAAGUUGGCUUCUGUGUCAUCUUAUAAUUUGUAGGAUGUGAUACUUAGAUUAUAGAAGUGGAUCGAUGCUUAUAUCUGUGAAAUAAAAAUAUUUUUAUAUAUGUCAAAUAUAAAUUGCCUGAACCAGAAAAAGAGUAGUAGAUAAGUGGAAAAUAACAGCCUUCACAUGAAGAAUCUUUUCACAAAGGCAUAAAAGGUCAAAUAGAAAUAAUGAUGGGUGAAUUAUUCUUUCAAGGAAUGAGAAUUUGGAAAACUUCAGCUUUUGUCUUAACUCUGUGCUAAUAAAUCACACUGUAAUAAAGUUAAUGGAUAAGCUUCAGAAUUAUUCUCAAUUCUAAAAUUGUCCUCUUACCAUGUGAUAUUUUAUCUUUUUAUCUUGUAUUGAAAUUUUCUAUAUCUUAAAAAAAAUGGAACUCCUUGUUUCAAAUAUCUUCCCUAUUUGUGUCAUAUUACUCUAGAUCCCUAAAGGAGACAUAAUCUAUUUCUAUUUUCCUAUUAUUUUAAAUUAUAUUUUCCUUGGUUUAUGAAAUAUUAAUAUAAUUAUAUUAUAUUAUCUUAAAGGGUCUCUGUUUUUUCUGAAUAGCCUUUUUAAAAGUCUGGAAAGCUUCAUAAAAUUAUUUUGGUCAAUCCCUGGUUAGUCAUCUUCUGGGGAAUUCGUAGCCUAUCUGGUUAUUCUUUAGAUACAGAUACUGCUACUUUUAAAAACCAAGUUCUUUCUAAUUUCCAUUCGUGUAUACAACUGAAAUAUCAGUAUUUUCCCUCACAUUACAUUUUUCAAUUACAUGUGUCCAGUCAUUAGAGAUACCUUUUAUUUUAUAUAUACUAUUAUUAUAUACAAACAGCUUAGAUCAGAUUAUUCCAAGGAUUGGGCUGCAUAUGGAAACUAUAAAAGUUGCACAAAAUGUUUUCAGUUAAAGAUAGAUUAUAAUACAUCUACCUUUAGAAUUUCUUCUUUAACAUGUUGGUUGAUUUUCCCUAUAUAUCUCAAGUAUUUGUAUAGUAGGAGGGUUUAUGUUUUACAUUUAAAUAAUGAUGAGUAGAAUAUUAUGAGUAUGAGGUAGGUAAUUACUGCAAUUCAUUCUUCCAAAUGAAAUCUGUUAUUCCAAUGUAGGUUGGAUUUAAAUUCCUGGGCUCGCCACUUUUUCCCCCUCUCUCUGAGAAUGUUAAGAAACAUAAAAUCCAUUAAUUCAAAUUCUUGAGGAUAAAAAUAUGUGGGUAAUGUGCAGAUUUUGGUUAGAGUGUCUUUGUGUCCCUAUUAGGGUGGUUAGCUGUGCGGUGAAAGGCAUAGUUGCAAAGUCUAUACCAUGAGCCUGAAAUAUUUAAGGACUUUGAAAGUGCUCAUAAGGCAGAAGAGGAAAUGUUAUCAAGGUUUUAAAGACUGCCUUUAAGAAGGAAGGCAGCAGGAAACUGGGCAUAUCCAUGGCACAGUAAAAUCUACCCUACUCUAUGGGGUGCUGACUUAACAUAGAUUUUAACUUAAUAAAGGAAUGUCAUAGCAGACAGGAAUUUAUCCUGGAGCAAUUAGUAUGACUUUACCCUAGGCAAUCAGAAACAUUUAGCAUAAUUAAGUUUAGUUAAUAUUAAAUUGUGCCUACAAAGUAAUUAUAGCAUUUUUAUCCUUUAUUUGUGCCUACAAAGUAAUUUUAGCAUUUUAUCCUUUAUAGUUUACAAAGCAAGAAAUUCACCGCAUUUGACAUAGAAAUUCUCUACAUCCUUCAUCAUUUACACAAGGAAAUUGGGGCUCAGGGAACUUAAUUACCUUGGCAAAACUCAUGUAACUGCAUAGUAACAAGAGGCAGGGCCUAAACUCAGGAGGACUGAGAGUAAGUAUUAAGCUCGUGUCUCUGACAAUGACUCCUGGCAAAGACUUCCAAAAGAGAGCCUGUGAGAUAUAAGCCGGAGGCUGUCAGCAAGUGUUGGAGGAAUGGACACGGAAUGGAUAAAGAAGUCAGCAAUGUACGAUGACCUGAUGAAAGUCCUGGAGAUUUUGGCUUUCCAGCCACCUUCCGAACAUGCAGAAAUUGUAGCUUGGGGUGAAGAGAAUGGAGAGAAUUAUUUUCCAAAAGAUGAAGAUAAAUCAUUUCAUUGUUUAAGAGAUCCAGAGGCGACUUUGUUAUUUUUGUAACUGCUUCUGUAAAUUUACUUGGUAAACCUGUCCAUUCUCACUUUGCUUUCCAAAAUCUCUUUAAAAAUAAUAGUAAUUAGGCCUCAGGGUUGCUGAAAUUGCUUUUACCUGUGGGAAAUUGGGUGGAAAGACUAUUCCCUUUCUAAUUUUAUGCUACUUAGUUAAAUGCAAUUGAGCUUUUUAGGAAUUCAACACAGUGUGGGCAACAGUUGGAUUAAUGACAUAUUGGUAAGAGAACUUUUUUCCAUAAAACUGUUUAAUUUGAGAGAAUGACUUGUUGCUGGUGUACUCAUCUACAGAUAAGAGUCAGACCCCUGUAUUCUAUCAGAGCCAUUGUUACUGUGGUCAUUUUAAACAUUUUGCAUUGGUUUAAAAGGAAAAUUUUUUUCCUAUGUAAAUUUAUUAAAACUAUUAAA
Messenger RNA from Microcebus murinus (gray mouse lemur), 4007 nucleotides. It is a transcript of the gene CRPPA, whose product is annotated as CDP-L-ribitol pyrophosphorylase A. The record is from RefSeq and is a predicted model, not a curated record. Gene Ontology annotation, cellular component: cytosol. Gene Ontology annotation, biological process: isoprenoid biosynthetic process; protein O-linked glycosylation via mannose. NCBI's taxonomy places the organism in Eukaryota, Metazoa, Chordata, Mammalia, Primates, Cheirogaleidae. Gene Ontology annotation, molecular function: D-ribitol-5-phosphate cytidylyltransferase activity.